ACAUGCACCUCCCAACUGGAACUGGGAGCUCUGAUGGUCUGAGGGGAGGGAGAAAGGGAAACAGAAAGUCUCUGGUCUGAGCUAACAGCAGGUGGUGGUAGUGUGCUUUAAUAGUUUGCAAUCCACCAUUGAAAAGCAAAAAGAAGACAUGCAGAGUGAUCCAAAACCACGCAAAGUGAAAAAUGAAAAUAACGAGAAACAAAGAGACUUGAUGGCAGUGAAAGAGGAAAGUCAAGAACUGAAUGUCAUGGAUCAAAAACAAUAUCAUGAACAGAAAUCUGAUCAUUUCAUAACCGGUGAAGAGUCUGCUAGUUGCUCACAAAAAAGAACUCAAAGAACAAGAAACAAAAAUGAUUUCACCUGCUCUUAUUGUGGAAAGUCUUUUGCAGUUAAAGGAGAUCUACAGAGGCACCUGAGAAUUCACACUGGAGAGAAGCCUUUCACAUGCAUUCAGUGUGGAAAAAGUUUCUCACAAAAUGAAAGCCUUAAAAAUCAUAGAAGAACACACACUGGAGAAAAGCCAUUCACAUGCACUCAGUGUGGAAAGACUUUCUCAGUAGAAGGAAACCUUAAGAGGCACCUUAACUUUCACACUGGGCAGAAGCCUUUCACAUGCAAUCAGUGUGGAAAGAGUUUCACACAAGAAGAGAGCCUCAAAAAACACAUAAGAAUUCACACUGGAGAGAAGCCUUUCACAUGCCCUCAGUGUGAAAAGAGUUUUACACAAGCAAGCCAUCUCACAACUCAUCUGCACUCUCACUCUGGAUUAAAGCCAUUUAAUUGUGAUCAGUGUGGCAAAGAAUUUACAUUGGACUCACACCUAAAGAUGCACCUGAAAACUCAUGCUAAUGAAAAGCCUUACCUGUGUUCUGUUUGUGGAAAGAGUUUUUCACGACUGAACUAUUUUAAUGAUCACAAGAUAAUACAUACUGGUGUGAAAGCUCAUGUAUGCUCAGAGUGUGGUAAGGCCUUUAGCAGAGCUCGUGACUUGAAACAGCACCAAAGAAUCCAUACUGGAGAAAAAUCUUACAAGUGUUCACAUUGUGGAAAGAGUUUUAUUCAGUCAGGAAACCUGAAAGCACAUGAAAGAGUGCAUACUGGAGAGAAGCCAUACCACUGCACGUCCUGUGGGAAGAAUUUUACCCAAUCAAGUAAUCUACAGACACAUCUAAAAAAGGCUUGUCCAAAGUUGUCAUUCUGAGCAAAUUUCAUUUUCAGGGUAAACACUUUAAAGGAAACCCAUCUAUAUCUAUGUGUUGAACUCAUGUCAACAGCCAUUACAUUUACAUUUUACAUAUAGUCAUUUAGCAGAUGCUUUUAUCCCAAGUGACUUACAAAAUUAGGAACAUAAGCAUUUUGUCAUACAAAAGCCAAUAAACAGUUCAUCACAACCAAUACAUGCAUGUUAACAGUGUGAACCCAAAGAUAGUCUCCCACCAACAGUGUAACUUCAUCUUAAAGUUUCUUUUUCAUGAUUGAUCUGUAUUCCUAUAUAAGAAGUAAGGAUGUCCUGAUACCAUUUAUUUUUUAUAUUUUGUUUGAGAACAAGUAAGAGUACUGAUACUUCCUUUUCGGUACUUUUUUCUCUUGAAUUCCAUAUCAUCAGUUUAUUUCAGUUUUAUUCUCAAAAUCAUGUCUAAAGUUAAUUCGUUAAAACUUUAAUCAAAUAAAAAUAGAAAAAGUAAUUUUCAAAAUAAUUGUAUUCUUCUUAUCAAAUACAACUCUUUUAUACAGAACCUCACAGCACAAUCCAAAAUACAACAUAGAAGUUAUUUUUGGUCAAAUAAAGUGCUGCAUAACGGAGCCUCACAGAUGUGAGAGAUUUUUUUUUUCCUCCCCUUUUCUCACCAAUUUAGAAUGCCCAAUUCCCAAUGUGCUCUAAGUCCUCGUGGUGGCGUAGUGACUCGCCUCAAUCUGGGUGGCAGGGGAUGAAUCUCAGUUGCCUCUGCAUCUGAGACCAUCAAUCCACGCAUCUUAUCACGUGGCUUGUUGAGCGUGUUACCACAGAGACAUAAUGCGUGUGGAGGCUUCACGCUAUUCUCUGCGGCAUCCACGCACAACUCCCCACGUGCCCCACAGAAAGCGAGAACCACAUUAUAGCGAGGUUACACCGUGUGACUCUACCCUCCCUAGCAACCAGGCCAAUUUAGUUGCUUAGGAGAUCUGGCUGGAGUCACUCUGUCUCGAACUAGCGACUCCAGGUGUGGUAGUCAGCAUCAAUACUCGCUGAGCUACCCAGGCUUCCCCGAUGUGAGAGAUUUUUUUGAAAAUAACAAUUGGUAU
Messenger RNA from Myxocyprinus asiaticus (Chinese sucker), 2283 nucleotides. Its product is annotated as gastrula zinc finger protein XlCGF8.2DB-like. Bases 149 to 1201 code for a protein of 350 amino acids. Gene Ontology annotation, biological process: regulation of transcription by RNA polymerase II. The transcript has 2 exons. Gene Ontology annotation, molecular function: DNA-binding transcription factor activity, RNA polymerase II-specific; RNA polymerase II cis-regulatory region sequence-specific DNA binding. NCBI's taxonomy places the organism in Eukaryota, Metazoa, Chordata, Actinopteri, Cypriniformes, Catostomidae. The record is from RefSeq and is a predicted model, not a curated record.